Messenger RNA from Botrytis deweyae, 888 nucleotides. RefSeq lists its product as uncharacterized. The coding region runs from base 1 to 888 and encodes 295 amino acids. The transcript has a single exon. NCBI's taxonomy places the organism in Eukaryota, Fungi, Ascomycota, Leotiomycetes, Helotiales, Sclerotiniaceae. The record is from RefSeq and is a predicted model, not a curated record.
AUGGAUCUCCCGAUCUCGAUCUGCGAGAUUAAAGUUGAGCGGGACUCUGCGGAGCAACUAUGCGACAGCAGAAUUGCUGAGGAAAACUUGGUUAAAGUUGAGGUGAAUCACCACAUGGAACUCGAUAAUAAGAAAGGAUACCAAGGAAAUAUAUUGAAGACCUUCAAGCUCUAUGAAUCAUCAGGGGAAAAUCUGCGAUGGUGGGAUGCGGAGUAUGGUACUUACGUUCAGUCAGAGGAGUACCAUUCUCAGGAACCUAUGAGUGGUGGGGCGGCAUUCAAAGCCAAACCAGAGAAAAAGCUCGUUACCCUUCUCUUAACUGCAGUUGUGAAAGUAUUUUUCUUCUAUACUUUCACAACGAGAUAUAAAGCACUAUCUGCAAUGAUUCGAGGAUCCAUAUUCCGGGAGUUGGUGAAUGGCAUUGGUGGUGAUAGUGUAUGCGACAAGUUGAUCAAAAGACAAUCGACGUUAAUACGUUGUUGGUUCCAUGAGGGUGCCGAGUAUUUCAUGAACCAUUUGUGGAAGCAUGGCACGGAUGGAUCGAAAUUAAGCGCAGCACAGACCACCACAUUUUUAUCGCGCGCAUUCAACAAUUCGAUUUCUUUUCAAAGUUCCUGGGCUAAAACUCUCAUUCAAGUAUAUAUCAAGGCAUGGGGAAGCUCGCAGCAUUUGGACCAGAAGAAACGUCGGCAGAUGAUUGAUGAAGCACUCCGAAAAGCUCUCGAUGAGGCAGGGAAUCCAGAUCCUUUACUCGUACCUCUUUCUGUCAACUUUGGACACAAUAAGCGCGCUUACGGCACAUCGAGCUGCAAAGGGGUUAUUCUAUCGAGGAUAGUUACAUUUUUAUUCGUAUCUGGAGAGACAUGGGCGCGUGGAGCAUUUCUUUGA